This is a messenger RNA of Hyaena hyaena (striped hyena), 2812 nucleotides long. RefSeq names its product RIC8 guanine nucleotide exchange factor B (gene RIC8B). NCBI's taxonomy places the organism in Eukaryota, Metazoa, Chordata, Mammalia, Carnivora, Hyaenidae. The transcript is spliced from 10 exons. Gene Ontology annotation, molecular function: guanyl-nucleotide exchange factor activity; G-protein alpha-subunit binding. Gene Ontology annotation, cellular component: plasma membrane; cytoplasm. Bases 98 to 1780 code for a protein of 560 amino acids. Gene Ontology annotation, biological process: G protein-coupled receptor signaling pathway. The record is from RefSeq and is a predicted model, not a curated record.
AGCUGGGAACGAGCGAGCGAGCGGGGGCGCGAGGCGUUUACCUGGAGGCAGCGGCUUGGGCGCGCAGAGCGGCCGCGGCUCCCCCGCACCUGCGGCCAUGGAUGAGGAGCGCGCCCUCUACAUCGUCCGGGCCGGCGAGGCGGGGGCUAUCGAGCGGGUCCUGAGGGAUUACAGCGAUAAGCAUAGGGCUACUUUCAAAUUUGAAUCAACAGAUGAAGAUAAAAGAAAGAAACUCUGUGAAGGCAUAUUUAAAGUCCUUGUAAAGGACAUCCCAACAACAUGUCAAGUGUCCUGCCUGGAAGUUCUCCGCAUUCUCUCCAGAGACAAAAAGGUUUUAGUUCCUGUAACAACCAAGGAAAAUAUGCAGAUACUGCUGCGACUAGCCAAGCUAAAUGAGUCGGAUGAUUCUUUGGAGAAGGUGUCCGAGUUCCCAGUUAUUGUGGAGUCGUUAAAAUGUCUGUGUAACAUAGUGUUCAACAGUCAGAUGGCACAGCAGCUCAGCCUGGAACUUAACCUUGCUGCAAAGCUCUGUAACCUCCUGAGAAAGUGCAAGGACCGAAAGUUUAUCAGUGACAUUAAAUGCUUCGACUUGCGCUUGCUCUUCCUCCUGUCACUUUUGCACACCGACAUCAGGUCACAAUUGCGCUAUGAGCUCCAGGGACUAGCGCUGCUAACCCAGAUCUUGGAAAGUGCCUUUAGCAUCAAGUGGACCGAUGAGUAUGAAUCGGCCAUAGACCGUAACGGACCUCCUCUCUCACCUCAGGAGACAGACUGUGCCAUCGAGGCCCUCAAAGCUCUCUUCAAUGUGACAGUAGACAGUUGGAAGGCACAUAAAGAGAGUGAUUCUCAUCAGUUCCGUGUCAUGGCAGCUGUCCUUCGCCAUUGUUUACUAAUUGUAGGUCCAACUGAAGACAAAACAGAGGAGCUGCACAGCAAUGCAGUCAACCUUUUAAGCAAUGUUCCGGUCUCUUGUUUGGAUGUUCUCAUUUGUCCAUUAACCCAUGAAGACACAGCCCCAGAGGCAACGACUCUGGAUGAACUGCCCAAUGAUAAAACAGCUGAGAAAGAAGCUGUUUUGAAAAACAAUACCAUGGUAUACAAUGGUAUGAAUAUGGAAGCCAUUCAUGUUUUACUCAAUUUCAUGGAGAAGAGAAUAGACAAGGGAAGCAGCUAUAGAGAAGGUCUAACUCCAGUUCUCAGCUUAUUAACAGAAUGUUCCCGAGCCCAUCGAAACAUCAGAAAAUUUCUCAAAGAUCAGGUUUUACCACCUUUGAGGGAUGUGACAAAUCGUCCUGAAGUUGGCUCAACUGUGAGAAAUAAGCUGGUGCGCCUCAUGACACAUGUUGACCUUGGAGUCAAGCAAAUUGCUGCUGAAUUCCUUUUUGUCCUUUGCAAAGAGAGAGUGGAUAGCCUGCUGAAAUACACUGGCUAUGGGAAUGCUGCAGGACUGUUGGCGGCCAGGGGCCUCUUGGCUGGAGGAAGAGGAGAUAAUUGGUACUCAGAGGACGAGGACACAGACACUGAAGAAUACAAAAAUGCAAAACCAAACAUUAAUCUUAUCACUGGUCAUUUAGAGGAACCAAUGCCAAACCCCAUAGAUGAAAUGACAGAAGAACAAAAAGAAUAUGAAGCCAUGAAACUUGUCAACAUGCUUGAUAAACUCUCCAGAGAGGAGUUGCUUAAACCAAUGGGACUAAAACCUGACGGGACAAUAACGCCUUUGGAGGAAGCACUCAACCAGUACUCGGUCAUCGAAGAGACCAGCUCUGACACAGACUAAAAGCGUCACCUGCCCAACUCUCAAUAUUGCUUUUAUCGGCAUCUUUUCUCUGUAGCUCCAGGGGAGUCUUUUCUCUAAAACAUUUAUGCCCUUGCUUUGGCUAGAAACACAUUAACUGGUUUACUCAUUGAGAAUCCAGCAUAUUUAAGAGGUGAUCCUGUGUUUUUGCGAUACCGAGGCAUUCGUACAGAGCGGCAGUUAGAUGGAGUCGCAGGGGCUAAAAACACAGACAAAGAGGAAUUCCAUUUCAUCAGGAUGGGACUGAAAGGACUUCGUUGUGCAAAGCAGCCCUGGUUGAAUCUGGCCAUUCUGUUUGCCAAGGUUCUUAGAAGAUUUAGUCGCGUCCUUCCUCUCACUUGUGAAAGCCGCCCUCCGGAAUCUCUCCAGCAGUCGGAGGGAGGCACGUGAGAAGCAGAACGAGCUGCUACAUAAGGGCUGAGGCAAGUGACUUCUUAGGUCGGGACUGACUACGUGGCAGCCAAGCAGCUGCUCCAUAAACCUAGCCCCACUCUUCAUUUCAAUUUUGUAUAAAAAUGUGGAAAUGCACACACAGACACGCGCGCACACAGCCCCAGACUUGCAAACUGAGUACAUUCUGAAAGUUUGUAUGUCGCUUAUCUAGAACUUCAGAAUACAUUUCUCCCCAUAAAGGGUUAUAAAUGAUGGUUUAGUUCUGAGGCAGCUACAAAUGCCUAUUUAUUCCCUUAUGUACCUUAACACUAGAACCGCAGAACUGAGCCCCCGUCUGUAGCACCGCGUGGGAGCGUGCAUUCUGAGGUCUAACCCCGGGUGCCUGGAACACACGUCCUCCAAUCCAGCGGCGAGGAUGGGGACUCCCCGAGUACGGGGGGUUCCGGUGUGGCCUCUGCCGGGGGUAGAGGGAGUCAGCGGCACCCGUCUGUACAUAUAGGCCAUUCAUAUGUCACAGGUUUUAACUUGGGGACCGUGUGUGCGCGCCUGUGUGUGUGUUCAGCCUUUCUACCCUAUGUGAUCAGUUUAAUGGUAACUUUAUUUAUUAAAAAAAAAAAAAAA